UAGAGCAAAGCAAAACCACUAGCAAUCCUUAAAGCUAGGAAAACUCUAUGAUAUCUCACUGACAUCUUUAAAACCUUUGGCAGAAACUCUUAGCAAAGUUGAUGCUCAAUCCAAUACUCAAAAACCCAACAAUAAUCCCAUGUUUCUUAACCAUCUUUCUCUUCAUGGUUCCUCCACUUAUUCCUUCUUUUACCACUUCCCUUUCCUUAAACUCAAACCCCUCCAAAUCUCUCUUAACCACUCCCAAAACUUCCAAAAGUAUUUUAAUAGGAAAUGGAGCAGACUGAGAUUAGCUUGUUUUAAUACCAAUGCUAUUUCUCAUUCAUUUGAUGAGCUUUCUAUUGAAGAAAAUGAAGGGAAUUCGAAGGAAGUUUCUUUCUUGUAUUGGAUGGAAAAUAGAGGUAUAAAAGCCAAUCAACAAACUUUUCUUUGGCUUUUAGAAGGGUGUUUAAAUUCUGGGUCUAUAGAGGAAGGAAAGAAGCUUCAUGGGAAGAUUUUGAAGAUGGGUUUUAGUAAAGAACAUGUUUUAUCUGAAAAGCUCAUGGAUUUUUAUAUCGUUUCAGGUGAUUUAGACGCUGCAAUCAACGUUUUUGAUGAUAUGCCAAAAAGAAAUGUUUUUUCUUGGAAUAAAAUGCUUUCUGGGUUUAUUUCAAAGAAACUGGAUAAUAAAGCUUUGAGAUUUUAUUCAAGGAUGGUAGUUGAGAAUGUGAAUCCUAAUGAGAGAACAUUCGCCGGAAUUUUAAAGGCCUGUAGCGGUAGUAAUGUUUGGUUUGAAUAUGUUGAACAAAUUCAUGCUAGGAUCAUUCGUCAUGGUUUUGGUUUUAGCUCCUUUGUUUGUAACCCAUUGAUUGAUUUGUACACAAAAAAUGGAUUCAUAGAUUCUGCUAUAAAGGUGUUUGAUAAACUAUAUGUGAAAGAUAGUGUUUCGUGGGUGGCUAUGAUCUCUGGUUUAUCUCAAAAUAGAUAUGAAGAGCAAGCUAUUUUGUUGUUUUCUGAGAUGCAUAUAUCGGGAAUUUUCCCUACUCCAUAUGUAUUUUCAAGUGUUUUAAGUGCUUGCACAAAAAUAGAGUUCUUUAAGCUGGGAGAGCAGCUCCAUAGCCUUGUUUUCAAACAGGGAUUUUCUUCUCAGACUUUUGUCUGCAAUGCUUUAGUAACUUUGUAUUCACGCUCUGGGAGUCUAGUGUCAGCAGAAAAAAUUUUCAGCAAUAUGCAGCUUCGGGAUGGAGUUACUUAUAACUCACUGAUCUCUGGGUUAGCACAGUGUGAAUAUAGUGAUAGAGCUCUAGAAUUGUUUGAGAAAAUGCAUCAUGAUUGCUUGAAACCCGACUGUGUUACAGUUGCCAGUCUUUUGGGUGCCUGUGCAUCUCUUGGAGCCUUAUAUACAGGGAAACAGCUACACUCAUAUGCUAUUAAAGCAGGAUUUUCUAUGGACAUAAUUGUUGAAGGUUCUCUGCUAGAUCUUUAUGUUAAAUGCUCUGAUAUAGAAACUGCAUAUGAGUUCUUUAGUACAACAGAGACUGAAAAUGUCGUUUUAUGGAAUGUGAUGCUUGUCGCAUAUGGGCAGUUAGAUAAUCUCAUUGAGUCUUUUCAUAUAUUUAGACAGAUGCAAAUUGAAGGAUUGGUGCCUAACCAAUUUACCUAUCCAAGUAUUUUAAGAACUUGCACCUCAGUAGGAGCUCUUGACUUAGGAGAGCAGAUUCAUUCUCAAGUAAUUAAAACUGGUUUUCAGUAUAAUGUGUAUGUCUGUAGUGUACUAAUUGACAUGUAUGCUAAGCUUGGAAAACUAGAAACUGCCUUAGAAAUUCUCAGAAAACUUCCUGAGGAGGAUGUAGUUUCUUGGACAGCUAUGAUUGCAGGGUAUACACAGCAUGAUAUGUUUUAUGAAGCUCUUAAACUUUUCGGAGAAAUGCUGAACCAAGGGAUCCAAUCAGAUAACAUUGGACUUUCAAGUGCAAUCAGUGCAUGUGCUGGUAUUCAAGCACUCAGUCAAGGAAGACAGAUUCAUGCCCGAUCUUUUCUCUCUGGUUUCUCAGAUGAUCUUUCCAUUGGCAAUGCACUUGUUAGUCUUUAUGCUAGAUGCAGUCAGAGGCAAGAUGCAUACAAAGCAUUCAAAAAAAUUGAUAAUAAAGAUAUUGUAUCAUGGAAUGCAUUGAUAUCAGGAUUCACACAAAGUGGGCUCUGUGAGGAAGCAUUGCAGGUUUUUUCCCAGCUGAAUAGAGCUGGAUUGGAAGCUACUUUAUAUACUUUUAUCUCCUCUGUUAGUGCUGCUGCUAAUACUGCUAAUAUAAAACAAGGAAAGCAGAUCCAUGCCAUGAUCAUAAAAAAGGGGUAUGACUUGGAAAUUGAAGUGUCUAAUGUUUUGAUUACAUUGUAUGCAAAGUGUGGUAGCAUUGAUGAUGCUAAAAAAGAAUUUUUGGAAAUGCCUGAGAAAAAUGAAGUUUCAUGGAAUGCCAUGAUCACGGGCUAUUCUCAACACGGAUAUGGCAUCGAGGCAAUAGAUCUCUUUGAGAGGAUGAAACAGAUUGGUGUGACACCAAAUCAUGUGACUUUUGUGGGUGUUUUAUCAGCUUGUAGUCAUGUGGGUUUGGUGGAUGAAGGCCUUGGUUACUUUGACUCCAUGAGCAAAGAACAUGGUUUAGUGCCCAAACCUGAACAUUAUGCUUGUGUUGUGGAUCUUCUUGGCCGAGCUGGUCUUUUGUGCUAUGCAAGAAAAUUUAUUGAGGAUAUGCCUAUUGAACCGGAUGCCAUCAUUUGGAGGACCCUCUUAAGUGCUUGUGCUGUUCAUAAGAAUGUAGACAUUGGAGAAUUUGCUGCUCAUCAUCUUCUUAAACUGGAACCUCAAGACUCAGCAAGUUACGUCCUCCUCUCUAAUUUAUAUGCAGUGUCUAAGAAAUGGGAUUCUAGGGACCAGACAAGGCAAACGAUGAAAGAAAGGGGUGUGAAAAAGGAGCCUGCUCAGAGCUGGAUUGAGGUUAAAAAUUCGAUUCAUGCAUUUUUUGUUGGUGACAGGCUCCAUCCACUUGCUGAGAAGAUAUAUGAGCACAUAGGGGAUCUUAAUAAACGAGCAGCUGAAAUUGGUUAUGUCCAAGACCGUUAUAGCCUUUUCAGUGAUGAGGAACUAGGACAGAAGGACCCGACUGUGUAUAUUCACAGUGAGAAGCUAGCUAUUGCUUUUGGGCUCCUUAGUUUGCCCAGUGCAAUUCCUGUUCGUGUCAUUAAGAAUCUUCGUGUGUGCAAUGAUUGCCAUAAUUGGAUCAAGUUUGUGUCCAUGAUAUCUAAUCGACUGAUUGUAGUACGAGAUGCAUACCGGUUUCAUCAUUUUGAAGGUGGCUCUUGUUCAUGCAGAGAUUACUGGUAAAUUAAUAUUGAAAUUGGGUGGACUAA
Theobroma umbraticum is the source of this 3384-nucleotide messenger RNA. RefSeq names its product Pentatricopeptide repeat (PPR) superfamily protein. Lineage: Eukaryota; Viridiplantae; Streptophyta; Magnoliopsida; Malvales; Malvaceae. Gene Ontology annotation, biological process: RNA modification. Gene Ontology annotation, cellular component: mitochondrion. Gene Ontology annotation, molecular function: zinc ion binding; RNA binding; protein binding. The record is from RefSeq and is a predicted model, not a curated record.